Messenger RNA from Camellia sinensis, 3594 nucleotides. NCBI's taxonomy places the organism in Eukaryota, Viridiplantae, Streptophyta, Magnoliopsida, Ericales, Theaceae. The record is from RefSeq and is a predicted model, not a curated record.
CAAUUGUCCCUUAAUUCUAUCCGCGCAAGCGUGACUGUGAUUACCUGUUCUGUCCGGGAUAACUCUUCCUCGGUUCACAGUCUGCUAGACGAUGACCAGGCUAGUUGACAUACCUGUCUUCAAACUUGCCUGGUCGACGCCUCGACUUGCCAUCUUGUCUCUUCAGUACUGAUGCCGCCGUCAAUAGGGACACGUGUCGCUCGCUCAUUGGCCUCGAGCAGCCAACCGUCCCUUUACAUUCAAAUUUUUGGCGGUCUUUCUCUCAUAUAUACGCCAUUUCCUCUUCAUUUCAUUCUUACUGUUCCUCCUUCAUUCCAAGCAUUCCAGAGCUCCUGUGCCUCUUGCAAGCCUCGUUCCUGCCUUUCCUUGCAUUUGUAUUCGAGGAGGAAGCUCCUGCCCUUAACUGGUAAGUCCUUCAAGCCUUUUUUUUGCUAUUUUUAUUUGGUAUUUCAUAUAUUAGGGCAAAAAAUCCGUAGGUUUUAGGACAUAACCCUCCCAAAACCCACACUUGCCCCUGUUCUCUUCGUUCUUCAAUCCCAGUGAUGAACACAUGAACACACGAAGAACUAGAGCGGACCAGGCUCCAGGUCGCCUUUUGAUCCAAAAAACAAUUAGACCGAGCAAUUUACAAGUUUGCCAAAACCUUAGUAGAAACCGAGGUAGACAGAGGACUUGGCCGCUCGACCGGGCUAACAACUGGUUUGCUUGAGCGAUCAAUCUCCUUGGUUUGCCUUCGCAACCGAGGUGGUCUAGCACUCUUUAUGACCGAGCUGAAGUCAAGCUCGUUUUGCUCGACCGCGCUUCCACUUACACUUGCCAUCCUUUUCCUGCAGAGUCCAAGGGGACCACUGACUAAUUAUCGAGGCUCUCAAAGACCGAGCAGCCAUUAAACACCAAUCUGUGCCAAACCACCUCAGCCGAGCUAAACCAACUGGCUACGCAUGAGGUGCUUCCGCUUCCUUGUUGAUACUCCGGCUGCCCUGGCCGUGUUUCGGGAAGAGUACGGUAUCCCGGCCGACGUCCACCUAGAGUUCGACAAAAUUGAGACAACUUCUUGGGGCAGAUUAGACCAGUGCCCCUUCACCGUGCUAUCCAUCAUUGAAGGAGGCCUCCGCUUCCCAGUCAACUGAUGACUGAAUUCUUGCGCCGCACCGGGCUAGCACCCACUCAAGUCUCAACCAACACUUACCGAAUAAUCAACGGGGUCCACGAGUUAAACAACUGGCUAGGAACCAACUUAGGUUUAGCCGAGAUACUCCGUCAAUACACCCUUGGGCACACGGGCGACGGCCUCGCCUAUUACUUAAAAAUUCGAUUGGGCAAAAAAAAAAAUAGUGAUCGGCACCUCAAACAAGGACUUACACGACGACGACUUUUUCUGGGUGUCUGGCAACUAUGAAACGGCUGACGUACCGGGCUGGUUUAUUAGCAAGAACUUCGGCGAGACAUGUAAGUCGUGCUAACUGCUCGGUCAAUUUAUCUUUCUUCACUAUUCUGUACUUGACACUUUUCCUCUUUCCUUUGCAGCGAUCCAAGCCUUGCAAGCCAACUACUACUACCCCAACGAAGCAGCCAUCAGGACCGUGCUCCGUUACCGUAACCGGGAUUGUAACGAGCUCCUCGGCUACACUCUAACAUACCAGUAUUCAGCUCCGCGCCGGAGUAAAGUCACUGACUUUCUCCGUGCUCUAUCUCUGCCGCCAGAUCCCACACUGCCAGACGUCCCCUUCAUUCGUUUAACCGAAGCAGAAGAAAUGGCCAAGAGGAGCCACAUUAAGAACUUGAUCACUGUCACCUCGUCCGAGAUCCCGAGCAUUCCAGCCCGUUCUCUGGCUGCCGGUCAAUCCAGCGGGACCGUGGUUGCGUUGGCUUCUCCCGCCGCCGGGCAAGCCAGCAGAGACUCCCGCCAGGCUGGCAAAAGGCCUCGUGUAGACCCUUCUGCCGAGCUAGUAACCGAGCUCAACACCGAGCAGCCUGCCGUCAUCGUCGACCCAACACCGGCAUGGAGGCCCCAGCUUAAACACUGGGGCAAGGAGAUCCCGGCAACAGCUUCCGUUAAGGGCGACAAAGGGCAUCUUCUUGCCUUUGACCUCACCAAGGCCCUUCUCAUACCGAGCGACAUGGUCGGCAGCGACCAUGUUCCAGACACCCGGUUGGUGAAGUCGUUGGUCAAAUUCAUGAUUAGGGCCAUCCAGAAGCAGCACUUGGUCAUGGAGCGCAUUCACCGGCUUCGACAGAAGGCAACUGACUCUGCCAACCAAGUUCAAAGCCUCCAAGCCGAGCUCGGGAGAGCCCAGUCUUCAUUGCAAAUGGCGAACUCCAACAACUCUCGGUUGCUCGGCCAGCUUGGCUUUGCCGAGAAGGAGAGAGACGCGCUUCGGGCCGAGCUAGAUGCGCUGAAACAAUCACGGGAAGAGGAUCUGAAGGGUGCAAACAAUGCCGGUUUCGUUGAGGCCUAGGAGAGUUACACAAAGCAGGUCCGCGCCACCCAAUACAUUUUCUUCAAGGCUGGGUGGAAGUUUGCUUGUGAACAUCUCGGCCAGGGAUCGGGGACUGACGUGUUCACCACUCCUCCAGCUGCCUCCCUACCGAGCUCUCUCGUGCCCUACGCUAACGACGUCUUCGCCGCGUUGCAGGCUGAGGCCGAGGAAGAAGGCGACAAGGAAACCGAGGAAAAUGCGAAGGGGGAAAAUCACACAAUUCAGUCCGGCCAACGGAGACCGGUGUCCAAGACCAAACACCAAUGGUCAACCUAGAGGCAGCCCAGGACGAAUUUACUAACCUUUCCCCCCUAGCUUAGUUUUCUUUGUCUUCUUUCUUCCUUUUUGGUUUACACAUGUAACCGGGCUAUCCGCCCCUCCUCUUGUAAUUACUUUUCACAUCAAUGAAAAAGCUCCGUUUUCUUCAAGUGUUUGCACGUUCUUCAUGCUAGAUAACGUCGGCUGUCAAAAUACCUCGGCAAGACUAACCACUUUAUCUAACUUAUCUAACCGGAAAAGACAUCGCGGUUUUCAGCAUAAAGUUGAGUAAAUCAUCAACCGCAUUAACCGGAGUAAAACAUCUCGGUUAAAAUCACAUUUUUGAACAAAUCAUCAACGAAAUUAACCGGAGUAAAACAUCUCGGUUUUGAAUCGCAAAUUUGAGCAAAACAUCAACUCAUUCAACCGGAGUUAACAUCUCAGUUGAGAGUCUUAGAGUUGGGCAAAACAUCAACUCAUUCAAUCGGAGUUAAUAUCUCAGUUGAGAAUCUCAAAGUUGAGCAAAACAUCAACUCAUUCAACUGGAGUUAACAUCUCAGUUGAGAAUCUAAAAGUUGAGCAAAACAUCAACUCAUCCAACCGGAGUAAGACAUCACGGUUGAGAAUCUCAGUUGAUCAGAUCAUCAACUCAAUGAACCGGAGUAAAUCAUCUCGGUUUUAAUCUCAAAAUCAAUCGGAGUAAAACAUCUCAGUUGUGAAUCUCAAAAUUAAAAAGCAACAAUCAAAAUGCUAAGGCAAAGAUGAGACACUUCUAUAUAUUGACAAAAAGAAUAUUACAUUCUGAAGUGUAAGGUAAAAAAUUUCUUUGCACAAAAAGAAAACAAAAGCUAAAAAU